Sander lucioperca (pikeperch) is the source of this 2506-nucleotide messenger RNA. Its product is annotated as E3 ubiquitin-protein ligase TRIM21-like. Lineage: Eukaryota; Metazoa; Chordata; Actinopteri; Perciformes; Percidae. The transcript has 2 exons. Bases 131 to 1777 code for a protein of 548 amino acids. Gene Ontology annotation, molecular function: zinc ion binding; protein binding. The record is from RefSeq and is a predicted model, not a curated record.
AAGUGAAGUUUGUCCGAGUGUCAGCCACGCUGCAGUAGAGACAAGACUCUGUUUCUCUCUGAAAGAAAAGUCAAACUGACUUCAUCAGGUCUUUCUCAACAACACAGCAGAGUCUCUGCCAAACACUGAUAUGGCUGCUGUGAGCGUUCUGCAAUCUGAAGAUCAGUUUCUGUGCUCCAUCUGUCUGGAUGUGUUCACUGAUCCUGUCAGCACACCAUGUGGUCACAACUUCUGCAAGAACUGCAUCACUGAACACUGGAAUACUAAUGACCAGUACCUGUGUCCCCUGUGUAAGGAGGGUUUUACCACAAGACCUGAUUUGAGGAUCAACACUUUCAUCUCUGAGACUGUUGCUCAGUUCAGACAGUCAGCUCAACAGAAAGCCAGCAGCAGCAGCUCAGAGCAACAAGUGUCCAAACCAGGAGAAGUUCCCUGUGACGUCUGCACUGGAACCAAACUGAAGGCCCUGAAGUCCUGCCUGGUGUGUCUGGCCUCCUACUGUGAGACUCACCUGGAGCCUCAUCUGACCAUGUCAGGCCUUAAAAGACAUCAGCUGAUCGACCCUGUGGAGAACCUGGAAGGCAGGAUGUGUACGGAGCACGAUAAACCUCUGGAGCUGUUCUGUAAGACCGACCAGACAUGUGUCUGCAUGCUCUGCACUGUUUUAGAUCACAAGAUGCAUGAUGUUGUUCCUCUGAAAAAAGAAUAUGAAGGAAAGAAGGCCGAGCUGGGGAAGACAGGGGCUGAAAUUCAGCAGAUGAUCCAGAAGAGACGACUGAAGAUUCAGGAGAUCAAACACUCAGUCGACCUCAGUGAGGAAGAUGCAGACAGAGAGAUAGCAGAAGGUGUUCAGGUCUUCACUUCUCUGAAGGAGUCUGUUGAGAGAGGCCUGAAUGAGCUCAUCAACACGAUCAAAGAGAAGCAGAAAACAACAGAAAAACAGGCCGAAGCUUUCAUCAAAGAGCUGGAACAGGAAAUCUCUGAGCUGAUGAAGAGGAGCACUGAGGUGGAGCAGGUGUUACGCUCUGAAGACCACCUCCAUCUUCUCCAGAGUGUCCAGUCCCUAAACAUCCAACAUCCUCCACCCACCAAGGACUGGACAGAGGUCAGCGUCCGUCCAUCAUCAUAUGAGGGGACUGUGGUGAAAGCUGUGGUUCAGCUGGAGGAGACACUCAGUAAAGAGAUGAAGAAGCUGAUUGAGGCCGAGCUGAAGAGGGUCCAGCAGUAUGCAGUGGAUGUGACUCUUGAUCCUGAUACAGCAUAUCCUAAACUCAUCCUGUCUGAUGAUGGGAAACAAGUGAAUCAUGGUGAGGUGAGGAAGAAUCUCCCAGACAACCCAGAGAGAUUUUCUCUGUGUGUUUGUGUUUUAGGAAAACAGAGUUUCUCUUCAGGCAGAUUUUACUUUGAGGUUCAAGUUAAAGGAAAGACAGAUUGGGAUUUAGGAGUGGCCAGAGAGUCGAUCAACAGGAAGGGAUUCAUCACACUGAGUCCUGAGGAUGGUUUCUGGACUAUAUGGUUGAGAAAUGGAAAUGAGUAUGAAGCUCUAGCUGACCCUGAUGUCCUCCUCUCUCUGGAGUCUCCUCCUCAGAAGGUGGGGGUGUUUGUGGAUUAUGAGGAGGGUCUGGUCUCCUUUUAUGACGUAGAUGCUGCAGCUCUUAUCUACUCCUUUACUGGCUGCUCCUUCACUGAGAAACUCUUCCCAUUCUUCAGUCCCUAUUAUAAUGAAGGUGGUAAAAACUCUGCCCCUCUGAUCAUCUCUCCUGUCAGAGUAAACUAAUCACUGAUCUCAUUUCAGGUAUUGAUUUAUUUUUAAUCAAGGGAAGAAAUGUACAUAUUCAGAUAUUUUACAUCUUAUUUUCUACAGAAUCUGUUUCCUGUGGUGAAUGAUUUACACUUUAUUCCAUUAUUAUCAUAUGGUUAAAUGUGCCGCAAUUCUUUGCAAAUUAAAUCCAACGUUAUCUUGACAUAUUUGGUGUCUUUAGAAACUGAUUUCUUCUGAAAUUUAUAAUAAAUGUCUGUGGGUUUAACAGAGGUUUAAAUAGAUAUAGUCCACAUAACGUGUGUCAUGAUGCAUCAAAUUAAUGUCUUGAUUAUGUAAUCAGAUACACAUUUAUAUGUUUUUGAUGUGCAGCCACAGAAAACAUAUUGCUGAAUUUUUCCUUGUGUCAUGUAUCUUCAUUUAAGAGUGAGGCCUAUUACAUCCCAUAAUGUCUACAGAACACAGUAUGUGUUGUUGUUAUACCGGGUAUAAAAAGUUAAUGGAUGUUUCUAUCUUGUGUGAAAGUGUUUUGGAUGAUUACUGGUCACUUUGGGCAUUUUAUAUUUGUUUCAUGAAUUCUGUAAGAUGGUUUAUGAGUCACAGAAAUCCGUAAAUAUGUGAUUGUAGAAUAAAAACUGUAAAAUAAAGCAGUUGUUGAACACAAGGCCUGAGUAAGCAGUGACUUGAGCACCAAACACUGAACAGAAAAGCUGAUUUACACACAAGUUGUAUUUCAGUCGAGGAUGA